UGCUCCAAUUUCACAGAACAACCCUGGAGACCCAGUGUAGUUAAGACAGAUUUAGAAACAGAGAGAGAGGCAGACAGAAACCGGGAAGAGGCAAGCUGAGGCAAAAAUGAGAGCGAGAGGCAGAUAGGCAGAGGAAGACGAUACUUUCAUCUCAACUGCAACACCUUAUCACUCAUUGCAUAAGUCCCUACAUCACCAUGGCAACGACAGAACAGCACUGAGAGAGAGGGAAGAAGACAAAGCGAACAAAAAGGGGGGAGAGGGAGUGAGAGAGAGAGGACCAGCUGGAAGCCCUGGUCUAACGUGCAAAGUUGACGGGAGGAGAGGAGCGAGACCGGAGCGAGGCACAGGCGUCAGAACAUGGCUCUGUGCGCAGCGGUGAUCAUCUGCCUGUCCACUGCGCAGCUGGGGAGAGUUUGGGCUCAGGAGCGAAGAGGUGGGGCGUACGGGUCAGCGUGGACUGCGGAGGGCUCGCUGGGCCUCCACAGGGACCACAGGCACCCGGAAUCCCUCCCGGACACGGGCCGGCCCAGAGCGGCCCGGGACACGCUGGGGGGAGGCCUGGCUAUCGACACCCUGCCCGACAACAUGACCCGUAUUGUGGAGGACUCUCAGAAGUACUACUCUUGGCGCAGUUAUGGCCCAACAGACAAGCGCACAGAGGAGCUGUGGGUGGACCUGGGUGCUGUGGAGCACAGUCACGUCAGAGUGCAUGGUAUCCUGUCCAACACACGGCGUCAGGCUGUGCGGGUGGCCCUAUCAUUUGAUUUCCCCUUCUACGGACACUAUCUGAGGCAAAUCACCAUAGCAACAGGAGGAUUCAUCUUCACAGGGGAAGUCACGCAUCGCAUGCUGACGGCCACUCAAUACAUCGCCCCGCUCAUGGCCAACUUCGACCCUAGUUACUCCAGGAACUCCACCGUGCAGUACCUGGACAACGAGGACGUGUUUGUGGUGCAGUGGGACAAGGUGCGGCUGCAGGACCAGGAGGCGCAGGGGGUGUUCACUUUCCAGGUUGCCCUCCACCGCACCGGGACCAUCGUCUUCAGCUACAGAGAUGUUCCAUUGUCGGUGGAGGAAAUAAGCUCAGAUACACACCCAGUGAAGGUGGGCUUAUCUGAUGCCUUCAUGGCCCAUCUCGCCGCAUCACAGGCCCCAGAUUCACGACGACAAACAAUCUACGAGUAUCAUCGAGUGGAGAUAGACACAACAAAGAUCACCAACCACUCUGCCUUUGAGUUCACCCCACUGCCCACCUGCCUGCAGCACGGGAGCUGCGACAGCUGCAUCUCCUCCAACCUGACGUCUGGCUGUGGCUGGUGCAACGUCAUUCAGAGGUGCUCAGAUGGAAUAGACAGACACAGACAGGAGUGGCUGGACUAUGGCUGCUCAGAGGAGGCUAAGGGUGCCGUGUGCGAGGAUUACGCAACGUCGGACCCCCACGGCUUCACGGGUCCCUAUAACCCCUCCAGCCCUGAGCCCACCCCCUCAGCGGAAGCCCUGCCCGAAAGCCCCGUGACCGAUGAUGACACCAAACUUCUCAUUCACUACAAUGGCAAUGAUCUACAGACAGGUCCUCCAAGGGAGCAGGGGGCGCCAGAGCACACUGGAAUCAUUGCAGGCGUGGUGACAGCUGUGGUUCUGCUCGUUAUCCUGACGCUGCUGGCUCUCUACUACAUCAACACGCAUCCCACUGUCGCCCCGCCGUUCUACCUCAUGCAGCAACGUACAAACAACUACUGGCCGUCCAUGAAGUUCCGGAACCAAGGCUGCCACUCCAGCUACGCGGAGGUGGAGGUCGGGGGUCAAGAGAAGGAGGGAUUCAUCGAGGCUGAGCAGUGCUAAGGAGACUGGACACGCUGCUUUCAGGACUGGGGCCGGAAAGGGUGCCACUGGCGGGUCUUUUUUUUUGUGGGGGGGGGCAUUAAGAAAUGGACUUGUCUCGGUGGUAAAAAUGCAAUGAGAUUUUAGCCGUCAUUACUGCAAUUAAUGUACAGUUAAUCUUUAUACCGCUUUCUGUUUUUUGUUUGUUUUCACAAGGAGAAUGGAAAUCCGUUUUACAAAGCGUCUUGUUGAUCAAUGACUAUGUUUCAUAUGAUACUCCUAUUUUAGCCGUGUGGAUUCGACUAGCUCUGUGGGUAAUGUGCAUCUCUACAGUGAUGACAGAGGUGAUAAGAGCGACAGACAUCCAGUAAACCUCUGAUGAGACUUUUGCCAAAGUUGCUCGUGCGCUAAGCUGUAAAUGUUGCAAUAAGAGAAAACUUUGCUUAUUAGGCAUUGGGCCUUCUUGCCAAAUCCGGGCAGGAUGCUUUUUUAUAGUGAAUUAUGUUGAAUCGUAAUUUUUGGCUCUCUCCAGUGCGACCUGGGGACCAGGUUCCAUGAGUUCCUGGAGAAACUCAUAAACUUAAAACAUGGAACUGGUUGCAGGAUCCCUGGGGACCAAGAACAACCUGCAAACAUUACAUUCUGCAAUCACAUUGUGGUGUUAGCAGAUGAGUAAUAGCAGCUUCGAAUCAAAGCUUUGACACUCUGACUGAUUUCAAAAGUAGCUUGUACUUUUGCUUUGGUCCACUACUAAGUCCCACAGUAGCGGUAAACUUUUGGUCUAAAACUUAGCAGAUCAGCAUUGCAGAGAUACAGAGUAUUUUAAAUGCUCUUUUACUUUUGUCAUGUAAACAUACACAGUUGUAGCUCAUACAUAAAUAGGCACCUUGUCAAACGAAAAUAGCAAAAUCCCCUUUAACUCCAACGCGGAAUCAAAAUCACAUGACAGUGCCCUUCAUGGAACAGGCUUCACCAAUCCCUGCCGCGGUGUGUUUCUAAUGGGAGACCGGAGUAGUGUGUGGGUUCGAUCAAAAGUGUUUGGAAAGUGUUUGGGCUCUCUCAGUCACCUCAAGGAAAGCAGUCCCACCCUGCAUCCCCAAGAGACUGUAUGCUUGCACACUCUCGAUCGCAGGAAUCUCGACCAGGUCUGACAUGGAGUCCUGAAGACCACGCAUAAAAGCACGGGAAGGUCGAUGGCCCCCGGUGACAACGCCCCUGACCAAGCCGUUGUCACCAGGGACUCCAGAAUGGACUUCCGGAUUUUGGGAUUUCUGUUCUGUAGUGCAGCUACAUGAAUACACUAUAUCAACAUUGUAUAAAAGAGUAAAUACACCAUGACAACAAAUCAAUAAAUGAUUUUCUGAUUGUAAA
Messenger RNA from Anguilla rostrata (American eel), 3195 nucleotides. RefSeq names its product plexin domain containing 1 (gene plxdc1). Lineage: Eukaryota; Metazoa; Chordata; Actinopteri; Anguilliformes; Anguillidae. The record is from RefSeq and is a predicted model, not a curated record. The coding region runs from base 361 to 1845 and encodes 494 amino acids. The transcript has 14 exons.